UCUCAUUCGACGUUACUCAGUGAAGCAGUUUAGACGUGUCAGUUCUAUUUCGUGCAAAGUGCUUAACGGUUAUAAAUAUAUCUAUUCAUUUGUAAAAGAAAAUUUAGAGAAAGUUUCUUCUCAACAAACUAACAAAAAAAAAAACAAAUUAAAUCCAAAUUCUUCUUUUUCAAAUCAAAUAAUAAAUAAAAAUAACUCUUAUCACAAUGGCCGAUGUUGCAGUUGAAAACAAAGAGACCCCAGUUGUUGAGAAGAAGGAGGUCGCAGAAGUCGAUGCUGCCAAGAAAGUAGAAUCGGUUGAAAAGACUGCCACAGAAAACGGUGCUGCUGAGGAAGUGGCAAAAGAAAAUGGCGAUGCACCAAAAGAAGCUGCUGACGCCGCUGAUGCUACUGACGCCGCUGCCACAGCUGUUGACGCUAAAGAUGAAGAUUCGACGCCCUCAACAGACGAAGAGCAAAACGGCGAUAAGAAAGACGACGCCGAAGCAGAAGAGACAAAUGGUGACUCAACAGAUGCUCCCGCUGAGGCUGUGAAGAGGAAAGUCGCUUCUGAAGCCGAUGCCAAAUCAGACGAAACAGCCGCCACACCAGAAAAGAAAGCCAAAUUGGACGAAACAAAAGAAGAUGUUACCAAUGGCUCAGAUGCAACUGAAGUAGCGGCUUAAAAUUAAAAUUAAACAAAAAAAAACACAAAACAAACAAAACACAAAACUUAAUAAUUUUAAUAUAAAAACAACAAAACAUAUUUUUUUUUAAACAAACGAAAGAAAGUUUUUUUUUCUAAUUAUGAUGUAUAUGUAUGAUUUUUAAUAUUAUAUAUGUAUGUAUAAAAAAGUGUAUAUUUCCUAAAGCAAACAAAAGGAGGAGAAAAACACAAACAAACAAAUAAAAACAUUUCUCUUAACUCCUGCUCCUCAGGAAAUAUAUAUAAAUAACAAAAAAAGAAGAUAUUCCUCCUACGCGCCCCAUGUAAAAGAAGAUAACAUUACAUACAUUUAUAUAGUUAAAAAGUAACGAUUGUUUAUUUCCGAUCUUACCUGUAAGAAAUUUGAUAAAUAAAAGUAUAAAUAAAUGAUUAUAAGAUGACUAAAAACAAAAACAAAAGGAGUUAUGAAUGCCAACAUGUCUAUGUACUUAUAUGGAAAUGUACCCUUUUUUAAAGAAAAUCCCUUUUGCCACCUUUUUUGUUCCAUUUAAGGAUUAUCAAAAUGUGUUGUUCGUUUAAAAAAAAAAAGAAAAAAAUAUAUCGAGUCCUGAAGAAUUCCUUGUAAAAUUUUAGUAUUGUAAUAAUUUAUUUAUAAGGACAACAAAAAAAAGUAUAUAAAACUUGCAACUCAUUCUUAAAAGGUUAUUUUUUUCCUUUUUACUCAGAACACAAACAAAAAAUCAUACACCUCUUUGUUAGUAAAGAACAAGAACAGACAAAAUGUUAACAACUAAAGAAGCAAAAGUGUCAAAAAAAGAAAAACAAAUUAAAAAGAAAAGUUCAAUAGAUGAAUUAUUAUAUCAAUAUACAUAUAAAAAGAAUUCUGUAAAAAUAUAUACAAUAAACUGACGAGAGGCUUUUUUGGUGAUAUUCAUCAAGUAAAGUCCACGUUGCGUAAAAGAAAAAUACAAAUAAAAAUCGAAAAUAAAAAAGGAAACACUUAUUUAUUGACAAAAAAAGAUAAGAAUAAAAACAACUUUGAACAUCAAUAAAAGAAUACAAGACAUACUGCCUACCUAUUUUUGAUUAUUAAUAAAUAUACUGUAUACAUAGAUUUUUUUAAAUGAAUUUUUACAAAAAAAAUUCUAUUGAGAAUGUUUUUUUUUUUUUAAUUUUAUUUCGUUUUUUAGUUUGAGUUUUGACCGUACUUAAGUUUUGAAUGAUUUUCUGUUCCCAAAUUAAGAUGAAAUGAACAAAUGAAAAAUUGUAAGACAAGAAAGAUGUGGUGAAAAAUAAAAGCAAAAUCAAUAAAAGGGA
This is a messenger RNA of Eupeodes corollae, 1963 nucleotides long. RefSeq names its product germ cell nuclear acidic protein (gene Df31). The record is from RefSeq and is a predicted model, not a curated record. Lineage: Eukaryota; Metazoa; Arthropoda; Insecta; Diptera; Syrphidae. Bases 207 to 665 code for a protein of 152 amino acids. The transcript is spliced from 3 exons.